Molecule: messenger RNA, 12186 nt
Organism: Colius striatus (speckled mousebird)
Lineage: Eukaryota; Metazoa; Chordata; Aves; Coliiformes; Coliidae
Gene: HMCN2
Product: hemicentin 2
Exons: 80
Coding region: 1-12186 (4061 amino acids)
Biological process (GO): synapse organization; homophilic cell-cell adhesion
Cellular component (GO): neuronal cell body; axon; plasma membrane
Molecular function (GO): axon guidance receptor activity; calcium ion binding
Source: RefSeq, a predicted model, not a curated record
AUGCCACCCCACGGAGGGCUGUUUGUGGGUGUCUGGCUGCUGCUGGUCCCUGGUCUCGCUGAGCCCCUCCCCAGCACAGGGGGGGCCACUCUUGCCUUCGUUUUUGACAUCACUGGCUCCAUGUACGACGACCUGGUGCAGGUGAUGGACGGGGCCUCGCGCAUCCUGGAGCGGACGCUCAGCAGGAGCACGAAGCCCAUCAGCAACUACGUGCUGGUUCCCUUCCACGACCCAGAGGUGGGACCGGCCACCCUCACCACGGACCCCCGGCUCUUCCAGCGGCGCCUGCGGGAGCUCCACGUCCAGGGCGGAGGGGACUGCCCGGAGAUGAGCGUGGGAGCCAUCAGGCUGGCUGUGGAGGUCUCACACCCUGGCUCCUUCGUCUAUGUCUUCUCGGAUGCUCGGGCCAAGGACCACGAGCAGCAGGAGGAGCUGCUGCAGCUGCUGCAGCAGAAGCAGACCCAGGUGGUGUUUGUGCUGACGGGGGACUGUGGGGACAGGAGCCACCCCGGGUACCGCGUGUACGAGCGCAUCGCGGCCACCAGCGCCGGGCAGAUCUUCCACCUGGACAAGCAGCAGGUGACAGAGGUGUUGAAGUGGGUAGAAGAGGCCAUCCAGGCUUCCAAGGUUCAUCUGCUGUCCACAGAUCAUGAGGAUGGUGGGGAGCACACGUGGCCCAUACUCAUUGACCCUAGUCUGAAGGAGAUCACCAUCUCCCUGAGUGGCCCUGCCCCCAGGAUUGAGGUCUGGGAUGCAGCAGGAAGGGUCCUCAAGAAAGGCCAAGGCCUGAAGGAACUGCUCAGCAUCCCCAAUUCAGCCAUGGUGGUGGCUGUGGAGCCCCACGAGCCAGGGACGUGGUUGGUCACGACCCAGAGCAGUGGCCGUCACUCGCUGAGGAUCACGGGCAUCAGCAACGUUAAUUUUCAAGCCAGCUUCUCCACUCAGCCUGACUUUGAUGCCAGCCAACCUGGAGAGAGGCCAGUGCAGGGUCUACCCACCUCCGUGGUGGUGAACUGCACCGGUCUGAAGCCGCCUGGACACUUGCAGGAGGUUGAGCUCUUCAACACCUCUGGCCAUGCCCUCCUCUCACUGCCUGUGCAGCCCCUCUCCAACACCUCCUCGGGGCAGCUCUGGGUGGGCUCACUGCUCCGUGUCCCCCCUGGUGAUUUUCUGCUGAAGGUGAAGGGCAAAGACACCCAGGGACACCCCCUGCACCGUCUCUCUGGGGUCACCUACAGCAGCGUGGUCCCCGGUCUACCCAAAGUGAACAUCUCCAGCAGGAUCCAGGCUUACAACCAUGAGCCACAGCUCGUCUCCUGCUCUGCAUGGAGCGAGAUCCCUUUCCACCUGCAGCUCAGCCGUGGUAGGACAACACUCAGGGAAGAGCAGGUCUUCAGGAGCUCAGGGAACAUCAGCUGGUUGAUCCCGGCAGCAUCCAAGAGCGACGAAGGCUUUUACGAGUGCACAGCCCUGAGCAAGGUCGGGGCGACACGGGCUCGUGCCUACGUCUCUGUCUCAGAGCCACCGCCACGGCUCAUAGCUCCGGGCAACAUCACAGCCUCACCGGGCCAAGACGUGGUCAUGUCCUGCCCGGUUCUGAGCCGUGUGCCCUACAACCUGACGUGGAGCUGGGACGGGAAGGCGGCCCAGGGCAGGAACGGCCGGACCAGGCUGCUGCAGAACCGCUCUCUGGAGAUCAGCCCCGUGCAGCCGGGGGACGGGGGCCUGUACGAGUGCGUGGCACGCAGCGCCCACGGCACUGCCAGCGCCUCCCUCUGGCUCUUCAUCCAGGAGGCGCCGUGGGUGAAGGUGGACGCCGGCCCGCGGCGUUUCGGCAGGGGCCAGGAGUUGCGGCUGAGCUGCACGGCCGGGGGCCACCCCCCACCCCACAUCAGCUGGAAGCGCUGGGGCUGGGCACUGGAGCAGGACGAGAGGGUUUUCACAGAUGCUCAGGGUACCCUGCACAUCAGGGCUGCUGUCCCAGAGGAUGCAGGGAAUUAUAGCUGCUCUGCCAGCAGCACGCUGGGCUGGGAUGAGCAAGUCGUCACCCUGGAGUUCACUGAGCCCCCUGCCAUCCUGGCAGUGACACCCAGUCUGAAGGCACUGGUGGGAGAAGAUGUGAUCCUGGAGUGCUGGGUUUCAGGGAUGCCCCCACCCCACAUCACAUGGUACAAAGGUGAGCAGGCAGUGGCCACGUUCCCAGCCGGCACCCAGCGUGCCAUGCUGCGGCUGCAGGCAGUGCAGGAGGAGGAUGCAGGGCAGUACAGCUGCCAGGCCCUCGGGGAGGCUGGAGUCGCCGUUGACAGCACUGUGCUGGAUGUGGGGUCUGCCCCUCACUUUCCUGAGCCCCUUGGGGACGUGGCAGUGGAGGUUGGGGAGAGCGUGAGGCUCCUGUGCCGGGUGGAGGGCUCUCCCCCACCACACAUCACCUGGGCCCGGCAGGACGGGGAGCCCGUGAUGGGCUGGAACAGACCACGGGGUGUUUCCAGCCAGCUGGAGGCUGCUGAGCUCCUCAUCCACAGUGCCUCACUGGAUGACCAAGCUGUGUAUGUCUGUGAAGCCCAGAACGAGUUUGGGAAAAUCCACGCCGAGGUCAAGCUCACAGUCACCGGACAGGCCCCAGAAAUAGCUGUGGCAUCCCCCGUGGUGCGUGUGCUCCUGGGCCAGCCCGUCUCGUUGCCCUGUGUGCUCCUGGCUGGGAGCCCGUUCCCAGCACGCCGCUGGCUGAAGGAUGGGCAACCGGUAGCCCCCAGCAGCCACUACUCCCUCCAGGCUGAUGGGAGCCUGCACGUGGCCCAGACCUCGCAGUGGGAUGCAGGGAGGUACAGCUGUGAGGUGACCAAUGCCCUCGGCUCGCACAGGCAGGACGUGUCCCUGGUCAUCCAGGUUCCUCCCAGCAUUGAGCCUGGCCCUGUCCUGGUCACUGCCACUGAGGGAGCAGCCGUUGCUCUGCGGUGCAAUGCCACUGGUGUGCCCACUCCCACUGUCACCUGGGCAAAGGGCACAGAGCCCAUUUUGCUGAGCUCACGCUACCACUUUGAACCUGAUGGGACCCUCCUCAUCCCUUCAUCCUCCUCAGAGGACUCUGGGACCUACUUCUGCACAGCCACCAAUGCAGCAGGCUUCUCCAGCCAGGAGAUGCAGCUCUCCAUCAGCACAAAGCCCAGGAUCAAUGUGAAUGGAUCACAGGUGGCAGAGCCCAUCACCAUCCUGGCUGUGCUUGGCCAAGAGACCACCCUGCCCUGCGAGGCUCAGGGCUCUCCCCCUCCCUUGGUGGUGUGGACGCGCGAGUCCCAGCCGCUGCCUCUCGCCACUUCGGGCUACAGCGUGCUCGCCUCGGGGUCCCUGCGGCUGGCCGAGCCGCGGCUGACAGACAGCGGGCUCUACACGUGCACGGCCACCAACGCGGCAGGGAGCAGCUCGCUCAGCUACCGCCUGCGCCUCCGAGCUCCCCCUCAGCUGCUGAUCGGCGAUGGGGAAAGACACCUGACUGCUGUCGCCAACGAGUCCCUGAGGAUUCGCUGCCGUGCCACGGGCAACCCCACACCCCAGCUGCAGUGGCUGAAGGAUGGACAUCCACUGGGUGAGCAGGACGGUGUGACGGUGUCUGAGGAUGGUGGGACUCUGCUGAUCACCCGCCUGGGGCUUGGUCAUGGAGGGCUCUACAUCUGCCAGGGCAGGAGCUGGGCAGGGCUGGCCCAGGCAGAGGUGUGGGUUUCGGUGCAAGUGCCUCCCAACAUCGAGCCCAGUGUGGUGGACCUGACUGUCCUGGAGAAUGGUGCAGUGACCCUGGAGUGCUUGGCCUCGGGGCUGCCCGAUCCUGACAUUACCUGGUACAAGGGGCACGAGCAGCUCUCAUCUGGAGCAGGACGGGCCGUGUCCAGGGAUGGGAAGCGCCUGGAGAUCCCGAGUGCCCGGCUGUCUGACAGCGGCAGCUACCGCUGCCUGGCCUCCAACGUGGCUGGUGUCAGCGAGCUCUGGUACAACCUGCAGGUGACUGUGCCUCCAUCCUUCUCCUCAGCAGCACCUGCUGCUGUGCCUGUGCUGGAGGGACAGUCCAUCAGGCUGACCUGCGAAUGCCAUGGCAUCCCCUUCCCCACUCUGAGCUGGCAGAAGGACGGUGAGCUCAUCUCCACCCAGCCUGGGAGCCUGAAGCUGGUGUCCACAGGAGGGAGCGUGUUGUACAUCGAGAGGGUAGGGCUGGCGGACGAGGGGACGUACACCUGUGAGUGCAGCAAUGCCGCCGGCCGCAGCAGCAAGGAGCACCACCUGGAGGUGCAUGCGCUGCCGAGGAGCUGGGGCAGCAGCAAAGCCCCCAGGAAGGUUUCUGUCAUCAAGGCUGGCGAGACGGUUUUGGAGUGUGAGGCUGGGGGGAUGCCACAGCCCACAGUGAUGUGGGUGAAGGACGGGCAGCCCGUGGCUGGUGGGGCUGGAGUCGUGCUGACGGAGCGCGGGAGGCGGCUGCGCAUCUCCCAGGCAGAGGUGGCCCACGCUGGACACUACACGUGCCUGGUGGCCACUGCCACAGGACAGCAGCAGAGGGAGUUUGAUGUUGCAGUGCAUGUUCCUCCUGAGUUCAUCCAAGGAUCAGGAUCCACAACCAACAUCAGUGUGUCUCUGCAAGGAUCCCUGACACUGACCUGUGAGGCCACUGGUGUUCCUCUGCCCACAGUCACCUGGUCCUGGAAUGGCUCUCCUGUCACCCCCAGUGAGCACGUGCAUGUGCUCUCAGGGGGCUGGCUGCUGAGGCUCACCCAUGCACGAGCCCAGGAUGGUGGCCACUAUUCUUGCCUGGCCAGUAACAUAGCUGGGGAAGCCAGGAGGCAUUUCUAUGUGGAGAUCCUAGUUCCUCCCCACAUCGAGAACGCUGGUGAAGAAGAGACCAUGGAAGUGCCUGAGGGUCACUCUGUCACCUGGUCCUGCCUGGCUACGGGCAACCCCCACCCAAAGAUCAGCUGGCUGAAAGAUGGGCACCCUCUGCCCAGGGGAGACACCUUCUCCAUCUCCUCGAACGGCUCCGUGCUCCACAUCCCCCGAGCCUCCCUGUCUGACGCUGGCCGCUACUCCUGCCUGGCCUCCAGCUCCCUGGCAAAUCAAACCAAGCACUACCUACUGGAUGUUUUGGGAUCCCCUACCUUUGGAGAUGCCCAUGAUCCUGCCAUGGAAGAAGUCACAGUGACCAUCAACAACCCCGUAUCCCUGGUCUGUGAGGCUCUGGCAUAUCCCUCUCCCAACAUCACCUGGCUCAAGGAUGAGGCUCCCCUCAAAGCAUCCAGAAACAUCCUCCUGCUUCCUGGUGGCCAUGGGCUGCAGAUCCUGAAUGCCCAAGAGGAGGACACAGGCACCUACAGCUGCAUCGUGGCCAGUGAAGUUGGAGAGACCGUGAAGAACUACUCUGUGAAGGUCCUGGUUCCUCCUUGGAUUACCAGAGAUGACCCUUUGGGGGAAUUUGCCUUGAAAGAGGUGAAAACCAGUGUCAACAGCACAGUGAUGCUGGAGUGUGAGACCUGGGCUGUGCCUGAGCCGACCAUCCAGUGGUACAAGGACAAGCAGCUCCUGAUAAGCAGUGGUCACCUCCAGAUCCUCAGUGAGGGACAGGUCCUUCAGAUCAAACCAGCCAGUGUCUCGGAUUCGGGACACUACACCUGCGUGGCCACCAAUGCUGUGGGUGAAGAUGACAGGGACUUCAUUGUGCAUGUCCAAGUGCCACCCCUCUUCCAGCAGCAAAGCCCCAGUGAAGCCCUCGAGGCCUUCUACCGGGAGGAAGACCAGGAUGGGGAGGUGACAGAGCAUCGUCAGGCUGUCCUCGGCCAGCCCACCGCGCUCUACUGCGACACCAACGCCAUCCCACCCCCCCAGCUCACCUGGUAUAAAGAUGGAGAGCCUCUCUCCCCUGGCCCAGGGGUGCAGGUGCUGCUAGGGGGCCGGGUGCUGCGGCUGCGGGCGGCGCGCCAGGAGGACGCGGGCAGGUACAGCUGCGAGGCCGCGGGCACCGCGGGGCACGGCCGCCUGCACUACGAGCUGGAGGUGCUGGCCGCCCCAGCCAUCCGCCGUGGCACAGGGGCCCUGGCAGAGGAGGUGACGGCCGCCAUCAAUGGCACCAUCAGCUUCAAGUGCGAAGCCACCGGGCACCCGCUGCCCCUGGUGUCCUGGCUGUGGAACGACGUCCCCAUCGAGGUCGGCCCACGGCACCAGCUCCUGGAGGGUGGCACAGUCCUGCAGGUGGCUGCGUUGGAGGCGGGUGACAGCGGCAGCUACACGUGCGUGGCCGAGAAUGCGGCUGGCUCAGCUGAGAAGCACUUUGCCCUCACUGUGCAGGAAGCUCCCUGGGUUGUGGGCACAAACCCCAAAAGCAUCGACGGCGUCAUCAACGGCAGCGUCUCGCUGGUCUGUGACAUCCACUCCCCCCCUGCUGCUGAGAUCACCUGGUACAAGGAUGGCAGGGUCCUGCAGCUCGGUGAGGAGGUGACAGUCACCUCAGGCUCUCGGGUGCUGCAGCUCCCUCAGCUGCAGCUCUCCAGCUCAGGCAUGUACACGUGUGUGGCACUGAGUGUGGCUGGCCGGGACGAGCAGCACUUCAUCCUCACCGUGCACGAGCCUCUGGGCACCCAGGGCCUACAGGAAGAGCUGCUGGAUGCUGACAUGGGGACCCCCCUUGUCCUGACCUGCCACGUCCCCGGCCUGCCAGCGCCUGCUGUCAGCUGGCUGAGGGACGGGAGCCCGCUGGAGAGCAGCCUGGAGCAGGGCCUGGUGUCUGGAGGGGACCAGCUCCAGCUCAGCCCCCUCCAGCCCUCCCACCAGGGCCGAUACACCUGCCUGGCACGGGGCCCGGGCACCGAGGUGCGCAAGGACUUCAUGGUGCUGGUGCGAGUGGCACCCCGGAUUGCCAGUGCAGGGGGUCCCAGCGAGCACAGCGUGCUGGAGGGCAGAGGGGUGAGGCUGGAGUGCCAGGCAGAGGGACAGCCCACCCCCCACAUCUCCUGGCUGAAGGACGGGCAGCCCCUGGGGCUGCAGUCCUCCUCCCAUGCCCGGCUGUCCCCAGAUGGCAGCUCCCUGCUCCUCGAGGGGCUCCAAGCCGCCGACUCGGGGGCAUACACCUGCCUGGCCCGGAACAGCGCGGGCGAGGACGCACGGCUGCACACCCUGAACGUGCUGGUGCCUCCCACCAUCGAAAGAGGUGCCCAUGACUCGGAGCUGGUCCGUGGCGUCGUGGCCACAGCAGUGACGCUGGAGUGUCGGGCCCGGGGGUCCCCUCCCCUGCACGUGAGCUGGCUGAAGGACGGGCUGCCCCUGCGCCUGUCCCCCCGUGUCACCCUGCUCUCAGCUGGCCACCUCCUGCGGAUCUCCCAGGCACAGGUCUCAGACGCUGGGCUCUACACCUGCAUCGUCUCCAGCCAGGCUGGGGUGGCCGAUCGCAGCUUCAUCCUGCAGAUACAGGUGCCCCCUGUUCUGGACAGUCCUGAGAGCAGCAAGGAGCAGAUAGUGGCCGAGGGCUCUGAUGUCACUUUCACCUGUGAAGCCACCGGAUCCCCAGCACCAGAGGUGACCUGGCUGAAGGAGGGUGAGCCCCUGGCUCUGCAGAGCAACCAGGUGCCCAGCAGCCCUCAGCUGAGCCUGGCAGCCGUGGGGCCAGCAGAUGCAGGGACAUACUCCUGCCUGGUAGCCAACGAGGUGGGGGAGGUCAGCAAAACCUUCCACCUCCUGGUGAUGGAGCCACCCCGUGUCGAGGCUGCAUCCUAUCCCACUGAGAUGUCCAUGGCUGUGGGCACUCCUCUGGAGCUGACCUGUGUGGUGACGGGUGUCCCCAUGCCCACUGUCACCUGGGAGAAGGAUGGACGGCUGCUGGCAGGGCCUUGGCUCAUGUCAGGCAAUGAGAGCACCCUCCUCAUCGAGAGCACUAAAGUGGCUGAUGCUGGCUUGUACACCUGCCUGGCUGCGAGUCCUGCUGGGGAGGACAGCAGGAGCUUCCACGUCAGCAUCCAAGCUCCCCUUGGCACAGCGAGCGUUGGAGAGACCCCCAGCAUCACGGCUGUGGUGGGGGGACAGCUCAUCCUGGAGUGCCCCGAGGAUGCUGUGCCAUCCCCUCACAUCGAGUGGCACCGGGAGGGCUCCCCGCUGCGGGAGGAUGCCCACAGGAGAGUGCUCGCCGAGGGACGCUUCCUGCGCAUCCAGGCUGUGGCGGCUGCGGAUGGGGGCCAGUACAGCUGCAGGGACACCAGCACACGGCGGGGCACCAGCCUGCACGGCCGGGUAGAGGUUCAUGUGGCCCCAGAGAUCCAGCCGGGCCCCGAGGAGGUGCAGGUGCUGCUGAACAGCUCCGUGGUGCUGCCCUGCAGGGCAGAGGGGUGGCCUGUGCCCCGGGUGACGUGGCAGAAGGAUGGCCAACUCCUGCCUCUUCAUGGGAGUGACAGGCUGCAGCUCCUGCCAGGUGGCUCCCUACAGAUCAACCUUGUUCAGAUCCAGGAUUCAGGCUAUUACCUCUGCAUGGCCUCCAGCCCCUCUGGCUUCGACCGGCGAGGCCUGGAUCUUCAAGUCCUGGUUCCUCCUGCCAUUGCCCCUGGACACUCCAACCUCACCCUGCUGGCUCAGCAGCCAGCCACACUGCACUGUGACGUCUGGGGAUCCCCCGAGCCCCAGGUCAGCUGGGAGAAGGAUGGUCACCCUCUUAACCCACACCUCCUGCCCAGCACCUACAGUUUGCAGCCCUCGGGGUCGCUGCUCAUCGCCAGCCCUGGUCCCCGGGACGAGGGGCUGUUCGAGUGUGUGGCCACCAACGCUGCCGGCGAGGCACGCAAGGUCUUCCUGGUGUCUGUCCACGUGCCCCCCACCAUUGCCGAUGACCUUACGGAGCUGGUUGUCACCCGGCUGGCCCCUGCAGUCCUCACCUGCUACGCCUCUGGAGUGCCCCGGCCCUCUGUGUCAUGGAGCAAGGAGGGGGCUCAGCUGGGCAGCCGAGGAGGGGGCUACCGCAUCCUGCCCACAGGAGCCCUGGAGAUCAGGCAGACGCUGCCCACACACGCUGGCCGCUACACCUGCACGGCGAGGAGCAGCGCUGGCAGAGCCCACAAACACCUCCGGCUCGUGGUGCACGAGCCCCCUGCCAUGAAGCCCCUGCCUGGUGUGGUGAUGGUGAUGGUCAAUGCCAGCGCCACGCUGUCCUGCCACGCCACCGGCAUCCCCCGGCCAAAGGUCACCUGGCAGAAGGAUGGUGUUGACAUGGCUGGAGAGCCUGGGCUGAAGGUGCUUCCCAACGGGCAGCUGCAUCUCCUCCGAGCCUCCCCAGAGGCCGCGGGCACCUACCUGUGCGUGGCUCGCAACCCCUCGGGCACCGCUGCAGGGAGAACCAGGCUGAUCGUGCAAGUGCCGCCCGUCAUCGCGGCCGGCCCGGCCGAGCUGGCUGCCCUGCAGGGGCUGGAGGUGCUGCUGCCGUGCGCUGCCCGCGGCAUCCCCGAGCCCCGCAUCUCCUGGAGCCGGGAGGGAGCUGCGGUGCGGGGCGGCGGGGGGAAAGCCACCGUCCUGCCCUCCGGGGACCUGCUGCUCCGGGAUGUCCAGGAAGGGGAUGCUGGGAGCUAUUCCUGCACAGCAGUGAACUCAGCUGGGAGGGCUGUCCGUCAGCUCUCCCUCUCCAUCCACACUCUGCCCACCUUCACCCACCUGCCUGGAGAUGUCACCCUGAGCCGGGGUGAGAGGCUGGAGCUGGUGUGUGCUGCCACAGGCACCCCCCAGCCCCACAUCUCCUGGACAGCCAAUGGACAGCUUGUUACUGAUGGUGUAUCUGGGCAGAGGGGCCAGAGCACCCUGCGCCGGGAGGCAGCCACCCACGCAGACAGCGGCACCUACGUCUGCCACGCUGAGAACAGCAACGGUGCCAUCAGCGCCAGCGCCUUCAUCUCCAUAAGAGAGGCACCCAUCAUACGGGGGAACCCCAGCACCUACCAAGUGGAGCCCCCCGGGGCUGAUGCCCUCCUUGACUGCAAUGCCCGUGGCCACCCGGAGCCCCUCGUCCACUGGACCAAGGACGGGGUGUUGGUGGGGGCUGGCGGGCGCCUGCGCCAGCUGCUCAAUGGCUCCUUGGCCAUCCGUGCCCUGGGGAGCGAGGACGUGGGGCACUACCGGUGCGUGGCAGAGAAUGACGGGGGCACAGCAGCAAAGGUUGUCACUCUGGCCCUGCAGAGUGCCCCUGGGGUGAUGGUGAUGCCCCGAGCAGUGGUGGUGGGUGCCGGGCAGCGGGUGCUGCUGCACUGCGCCGUGUCCGGGGAGCCCACCCCCGCUGUGGAGUGGCAGCGGGAUGGGGAGCCGCUGCCCGAGGGCCUGGGUGCCCGUGUGCUGCCCAACGCCACGCUGCUCCUGCCCGCUGUCAGCCGCCGGGACGCCGGCACCUACUCCUGCCUCGCUCGCAACGCCCUGGGCUCUGCCAUAGCCCGUGCCUCCUUGACUGUCCAAGGGGAGCCACGUCGGGUGCGGGGCAGCCUGGUCGGUGUCAUCAAUGCCCACGAGCUCGGGAUCACCAGCCUGGAUGCCAGCGUGCAGGAGGACCCUCGCUCUGGCACCGCUGCCAUCCGCAGCAGCAUCAGCAGCGUCCCACCUGCCAUAGGGCCGCUGAUGCGGGUGCUGGUGGCCAUCAUUGCCCCUGUCUACUGGUCCUUGGCACAUGCUGGUGGGGAGGCCAGGAGUGGCUUCCUGCUCACUCGAGGCUCCUUCCAGCACGAGUCACAGCUGGAGUUUGCCACAGGGGAGCUGCUGCGGGUCACCCACGUCGCCCGGGGCACGGACGGCACCGGCGCUCUGCUGCUGGACAGCGUGAUCAGCGGCUCUGUGCCCGAGAGCAUCGGCGAGGCCGUGGUGCUGCCGCAGGACUUCAGCGAGCGGUACAUGCGAGUGGGCGCGGGGCUGCUCUCGGGGGGCUCAGUGCAGAGCUUCCUGCAGGACGGGCACAGCCUCAGUGCCCGCUGCAAUCACACCAUCCUGUACGAGCCCACCGCGGCCACGCAGCCCCCCCGUGUGCAGCACGUCCGGGCCAGAGCCAUCAAAGCCUCCUACAACCCGGCCUCAGAGGAGCUGCGCUUCCAGCUCCGUGCCUCGCUUGAGGAGGGGCCCAAUGGAGACCAGUGCCCAUCAGGAUUCAUCCUGGACCCCGGGCAGCUGUACUGUAUAGAUAUUGAUGAAUGCACCGAGGGGUCCCACAGCUGCCGCUACAACCAGCUCUGCCAGAACACCCCAGGGGCCUAUCGCUGUGCCUGCCCUCCUGGCUACCACUCGCUGGCUGCUGGCUGGCCCUGCUUGGACAUAAACGAGUGCCUGCAGUUUCCUCCACCAUGUGCCUUCGAGUGCCGUAACCUGCGGGGCUCCUACAAGUGCCUGUGCCCCCCGGGCAGGACCCUGCUGCCGGGUGGGGAGUGUGGCAGUGCAGGGGUGGAUGGGGAGGACACAACGAGCAGCCCUCCCCAGGACACCCUGCUGCACUGGCUGGGGCCAAGCAGCCGCUCGUGGGCACGAUCCCUCUACACUCAGCUCGGCCUCCGCCGCGUGGCAAAGGCUGUGGGGAGGGGUGCCCGGGACCCCCCCUGCCCCAUUGGCUUCAUCAAGAGGAAUGGCACCUGCAGUGACCUCGAUGAGUGCCAGAUACUGAGCCAGUGCCAGCAUGAUUGCAGGAACAGCCCAGGCAGCUACCGCUGCAUCUGUCCCACUGGCUACCGGCUGCUGCCCAACGGGAAGACCUGCCACGACGUGGACGAGUGUGCAGAUGGCACGCUGCGGUGUGGCUCGGGCCAGAUGUGCUUCAACACCCGCGGAGGUGCCCAGUGCCUGGACGUGCCGUGCCCAGCCGGCUACCGCCCAGGCUCCAGCCCCGGGCUGUGUGUGGGUCGCUGCCCGCCAUCCUGCAGCCCGGCAGGACCCCCCACGCUGCGGUACCAGCCGCUGCCGCUGCCCCUGGGCAUCGCCGCGGGCCGGGACGUGCUGCAGCUCACUGCCCUGCGCCACCGCCACGUCUUCAGGCUGCUGGAGCGGGACCCCGGCAGCCCCUUCGCGCUGCGCAGCGAGCGCGGCCGCGGCAUCAUCUCCACGCUGCGCCCGCUGCGGGACCCCGGCACGCACCGCCUCAAGGUGCAGGCGCUGGCCCCGGCAGCCCAGCGGCCACCCACCACCUUCCUCCUCAUCAUCUCUGUCUCCCCCUACCCCUACUGA